ACCCCUUUAAAAUAGUUAGCCCUUUUUCCCUUUUUUUUUUUUUUGUUGGGUAAGAUAGUUAGGAAAAUUUGUAGAAUCGCAAAUGGAUAAACCCUAAACUGCAAGUCCGAACCAUGGCAACCCUUCCAUUUCGUACACCAUCUUUUCUCCCAAACUCUCAUUCAUUUGCCUCAAACUCACUAGCCCAUUUCCAAAUUUCUACCAUUUGGCUGGUCCCCAUUCCUGAAGCUAGAACUUUUCACAAACUCUUGCCACCCAAAUCAUCUUCAGAUGACGAUCCAACCACCGCAGAACCGCCAAAGCCUUCCCGCCGAGGCCGCAAAAAAGCUCGGUCCACCACCACCACUUCGUCUUCCGCAACCUCGACGACAAAAAGACCCAGAGGACCUCGGAAAAGCCAACCACAGAACACCCAAAAUGAUGUACCUGUAACCGAUAAACAGGAGGAGCUUGAUUACUAUGAUGAUGGUAUUGAUUUCCCGUACGAGUACCCGCCUCUAAUCUGCUGUUUUGGGGCAGCCCAGAAGGAGUUUGUGCCCACCAUAAGAGUGGCACCGGAGCAAAUGCACCCGGAUAUCUAUUCUCAAUGGAAAAUGCUGCAGUGGAACCCUCCAGAGUUUGUUAGGUCUCCUGGCGGACCGCCUUCCAAUGUGGCUGUUUCUCACGCCAGGCUUGGUGGGAGGGCUGCUUUUAUGGGGAAGGUUGGGGAUGAUGAAUUUGGAAGAGAGAUGGUGUUGCUUAUGAAUACUGAGAAGGUGCAGACGAGGGCAGUGAAAUUCGACAGCAAUGUGAGGACUGCCUGUGCCUAUAUGAAAAUUAAGCACGAUAAUGAUGGCAAAAUGAGGAUGGAAAAGGUGAAAGAAUCUGCAGAGGAUUCGUUACUAAGCUCCGAACUGAAUCUUGCCGUGCUCAAAGAGGCUAGAAUGUUCCAUUUUAAUUCUGAAGUCUUAACUUGUCCUUCCAUGCAUUCUGCUCUUUUUAGAGCAAUUUCAUGGUCUAAAAAGUUCGGUGCAUUGGUUUUUUUCGACCCAAAUUUCCCAUUGCCACUAUGGGAGUCACGUGAUAUGACCAAGGAAGUGCUCAAGAAAGCCUGGGAACAAGCAGAUAUCAUUGAGGUCUCAAAGCAAGAGCUCGAGUUUCUUUUAGAUGAAGAACAUUAUGAGAGGAGAAGAAAUUAUACGCCUCAGUACUAUGCUGAGAAUUUUGAACAAACAAGUAAACUGCGAGAUUAUUAUCAUUAUACUCGCGAAGAAAUCUCUCCAUUAUGGCAUGAUGGGUUGAAGCUUUUGUUUGUCACAGACGGAACACUUCGGAUACAUUACUAUGCUCCUUCUUUUGAUGGGGUUGUGGUUGGCACAGAAGAUGUGCUAAUAACACCAUUCACUUGUGAUAGAACAGGUUCUGGUGAUGCUGUUGUGGCUGCAAUUAUGAGAAAGCUAACAACUGUAUCCGAGAUGUUUGAAAAUCAGGAUAUUUUGGAGAGGCAGCUUCGUUUUGCUAUUGCUGCUGGUAUAAUAUCACAGUGGACUAUAGGAGCUGUACGCGGUUUUCCCACAGAAAGUGCUACUCAGAAUCUGAAAGAGCAGGUUUAUGUGCCAUCAAUGUGGUAAAAUCGGCAGUAGUCAUGUCAACGAGCAAAAUACUCUAGUUUCUUUCUAUUAGAUCUUGCUGUAAUCUGGAGUUAGAAACACCAAGUCUUCGGUCUGUGAGAGUCCACUAGUUAGAUUUAUUGUUUCUAUCGGACCACUUUGUCCAACACCUAGAUUUUUAAAGGACCAUUGAAAUGAUGCCGUGGUUCUUUCUUUUGGUAAUUGACUCAAGUAUCAAAUGACAUUGUGGGCGAAGUUUAUACAAAUACAUGGAUCUCACUUGUUGGUCCAUUGAUGUGAUCCUAAAGCAGAAUUUGUUCC
Molecule: messenger RNA, 1910 nt
Organism: Coffea eugenioides
Lineage: Eukaryota; Viridiplantae; Streptophyta; Magnoliopsida; Gentianales; Rubiaceae
Product: fructokinase-like 1, chloroplastic
Exons: 2
Coding region: 114-1610 (498 amino acids)
Biological process (GO): plastid transcription; chloroplast organization
Cellular component (GO): chloroplast nucleoid
Molecular function (GO): kinase activity
Source: RefSeq, a predicted model, not a curated record